CGAUGCAAUACGAUAUUUAAUUUCUGUUUGUGUGCACAUUUUUGCAAAAAAUAUUCUUUCAUGUUUAUUUUGUACUUCAACCAAAGCUAAUGAGUAAAAAAUGACAUUGCUAUAAAUAGCUAUGGUGCUUUUAUUUUAAAUACAAGAAUUCUAGAAAGUGGUUACGUUAUCAGGUGUGAUUAAAAUUAUUAUUUACUUUCUAAUUUAUCAAUAAAAUGUGAUAAAGGCGUUGGUUUUAUGUGAUAUCUCGAGGACUAUACAAACAAACGCAUGGAUGACAAGGUUUUGAAGAGCCCUUUCUAAUCUGCUAGUGGGAAUUUACAAGGUCUGGUGCCGCCGACACGAUGAUGCACAUGUGGAUGUGGUUCGGUUACGACCUCGGGGAGUUUAUGUUCUCCGGGCUGACUAUCAGCUCGCGCUGGUCGUUCGCCAUCACAUGGAUCGUGCUGUUCUUUGUCGCUCUGCUCUUCGAAGGCUCCAAGGUGUACUUGGCGAAGGUGCAGCGUGCGGCUCACAAGAAGCUGUACCCGUACCGGUCGGACGAGAGGCGCAAUCUAUUGUGCGAUAGGGAGCAGGGCGGCAUCAUGGAGCCCACCACCAGCCGCAACACCAGCUCCGGCCAGGUCAGCCGCUGGGCCUCGCUCAGGGUGCGUUCGGAUUCCAGCGCCUUGGUGAACACCCACCAGUCUGUGGUGUUCCUGCUGCACAACGUGGUGGGCUACCUGCUCAUGUUGGCCGUCAUGGUCUACAACGUGCAUCUGUUGCUAGCUGUCGUUUUCGGCAUGAUGCUUGGAUAUUUCCUGUUCGGUACUAAGCUGACGCGGCUACAGAUGCAGUGUUUCAGCACCAAGCGAGUGGUCAUCUGCACGCCGGAGUGUGACGAUACCGCUGAAAACACGACGCCGCCCUUACUGGACUCCUCCAUGAGUUCAGAGUCGGACUUCUUUAUCUGCCAGACGCGCACCUGCAUCCAGCCGUCGCACUACUUCCCUGCAUCUUCGCAAGAUGGCGGCCCCAGCGAGCAGAACGCCACCUGCUUCUAUGGUGCCAAGAAGUGCCCCUCAAAAGUAGCCAGAGCAAAGAAAAUGCAAGCUUCCACAUCGCACUGCCACCACGAAAGCGAAAAAGAAGACAGUCCUAGCGUAGAAGACGUCCAACUCUUGCGGACGGAGCGGCAAGGAUGCUGCAAGAAGAAGCAAGAGCCGCCUCCCGAGGAGAAGUGCUGCAAGAAGGAAACCACAGUGAUGGUGCACGAGCCCAGCCAGAGCUGCUGCAAGGACGAGGCCGUGGAGGAGAAGAGGCAGGACGUAAGGGAGAAAAGUCCGCAGAUCACCUGCUGUCAUAACGCCAAGUCCGCGCCCAGCGACAGCCAGGAGCAGAUCAUCAAGUGACACGCGCGCGGGGCUCGGCCGAGCUACACGCUGUUGUGGGUGUGAUUAUGGUUUGCUUGAAAUCUUGUUGAAGAACUUUAUACGUUUUAGGUAUAUUUUAAUGUGGUAACGAGUUGAUGUGUGAACUAAGGCGUGGCCAAGGAAUUGUGUAAAACACUGCGAUCAAAGUAUAAACGUAGUUUAUAGAAAUGAAUUGUAACAAUGAUGUUUUUGACUAAGAACCGUCUUCCAAUAUUUUUGAUUGGUUACAAGCAAACACAACACAACCACUACGAUUCUGUGAUAACUUUCUUCUUCCUGCCUCUUCUGGGAAAUAGCUGAUUAAGACGUGGAUUGUGCACGGCACCUAACAAUAUGUCGUCACUUAUAAACAAGUUGCUACUAAUUAUGACAAGUUUAUUGUUUAGUUAUUGUACAGAGACAUAUUUUACUAUUAGUUGUUAAGUUUUGCAUCUUCAUAUAUUACUAAGCGCGUUGGGAAAUGGACGACGAAUGGAUAAAUCGGAAUUCGGUGUGUAUUGAGCUUAGUGGUAAAGCAUUGGUGUACCUUUGUUGGAGUAUAGCGUUUUGUUAAAUCCACAUUUAGUUGUAAAUUAAAGGUUAAUAGGUGACUGUUGCUACACCCAACGCGUUUAUAUUUAUUGCAUGUAAUUUAGAUAAUAAUAGAAAAUCAUGAAUGUAUACUGGAAUGAGUGCAAAUUGAAGGCUAUCUCGACUGUACCCAAAUUUGACUGUUUUCCUGCAGAAUGAUUUUAUUUAAGACUUAGAGAUGUAUUUUUUUAAAGCAUAUUAUAGUAAUUUUACCUUACUUACAGCCUCUGCCAUAAAUAAGCAAUAUCGAACAAUCUUAUUGUGUAUAAAGUUUUUAACUUGUGUUAACCAUUUUAAUUGGAAGAAAGUAGUGGCAAAGGCUCGCAAUGUAUUGACGAUGUAAUAAAUCAUCGCUAGUCAGUCCGUUAGAAUUUGGUUGAGUAUUUGUCCCGAUUAAUAGUUUAUUUUAGGGCUUCGGUGCUAGCUCAAAUGAACAAUGUUGACUGAUGUGUUAGUAAUAAUUUGGACGUUGUGUUCGCGAAGUUGUGUUCAUUAUUUAUAUGCUGACUGUACCUUAUUUAUACGUAAUUAUCUCCACCCGACAAUAUUUUGUAGUAUAUACACCAAAGUGCCUUAUUGUUGAGUUGCGUUGUGCCAAAUUUAGUAAGUUUUGUUCAAGUUGUGAGUAGAGGCACCUUUAUAAUGUUGUUGUUGGAUAUAAAUAUAGUUUAAUAUUCUAGU
Molecule: messenger RNA, 2663 nt
Organism: Trichoplusia ni (cabbage looper)
Lineage: Eukaryota; Metazoa; Arthropoda; Insecta; Lepidoptera; Noctuidae
Exons: 7
Coding region: 345-1391 (348 amino acids)
Biological process (GO): intracellular copper ion homeostasis; copper ion transmembrane transport
Cellular component (GO): plasma membrane
Molecular function (GO): copper ion transmembrane transporter activity
Source: RefSeq, a predicted model, not a curated record